AUGUCGAGUUUGGUACCGUUAGUAGACGAGCCGGUGGGUAAAGUGCAAGUACAUGUCGAGACUCGAGAGGUCAUUGAAGGGCAGCGAAGGGGUAGCUGGAAAGGCAAGAUAUGGGAUACUUUCGAUCGACCGCCUAUGGAGAGGAAGCUGCUCUUCAAAGUCGAUGGCAUGAUCCUCACUUUUGCUUGUAUCGGCUACUUUCUCAAGAACUUGGAUCAAACCAACGUCACAAACGCCUACCUCACCGGCAUGAAAGAAGACCUCGGCAUGUACGGUAAUGAGCUAGUCACUUCGACUUCGAUCUGGACUGUCGGAUAUGUCAUUGGGCAGCUGCCUUCCAAUUUGCUGUUGACCAGGGUGGAACCGAGAUGGGUCAUACCUUCUCUGGAGCUCGGCUGGGGACUCGCUACGCUCGCAUCGUAUGGCGUCAAGUCUUGCAAGUCACUCUACAUCUUCCGCUUCUUUGUCGGUCUCUUCGAAUCAGGCUUCUACCCCGGUAUGCACUACCUCCUCGGAUCGUGGUACACCCCAGCCGAAAUCGGGAAGCGCGCUAUGAUCUUUUGGCUUGCUGGGUCGUUGGGGACGAUAUUGUCGGGUGUUUUGCAAGCUGCUGCGAGUAGGAAUCUGGAUGGAGUACAUGGGCUCGCAGGAUGGAGGUGGCUGUUCAUCCUCGACGGUAUCAUCACACUGCCGUUGGCCGUAGCUGGAUUCCUCUUCUUUCCUCCUCAACCUCUUGGAGGUAAGAGAACUUGGUGGUUGACUGAUGAUGAGUUCCGCCUGGCGCAGACACGGUUGAUCAACAUUGGCCGGGCCGGCAAAAAACCUUGGACAAGAGCAAGAGUCAACAAGCUUUUCCAUUCAUGGCAUACAUAUCUCCUCCCCGUGUUGUAUAUCCUUUGGAACAAUGCAUCCUCCCAGUCGCCUAUCGGAUACUAUCUCAAAUCCUUCAACUCCCCACCUUAUCCCGGCGGCGACAGGCGGCAUUCGACGAGCGAUAUCAAUCAACUACCGUUGCCGCAGACUGCGAUCUUUGUAGUGAUGGCGGCCAGCUGGGCCUGGAUCAGCGACGGAUUUUUGAGAGGCAAUCGAUGGCUGUUUGUGUAUAUUGGUGCUACCAUCGGGAUAAUCGUUGGCAUCAUCGGUACUAGGAUCGACCUCUACGCAAACGUUAACCACACUCUGAUCUUCUACUGGUUCUCCCAUAUCGGGCAAGGUGCCGGCCCUCUUAUCCUUACGUUCAUCAAUGAGAUCUGCUCAAACGAUACGGAGAAGCGUGCUCUGCUGGUGGCAGGUGCCAACGACUUGGCGUAUGUCGUUCAGGCGAUCAUGCCGAACUUCGUGUGGAAGACUGUAGAUUUCCCAGAGGCAAGGAAAGGGUGGACGUAUUCGGUAGUGCUGAAUGUUGCUCUCAUCUUUUGGAUGACGCUCGUGCUCUACCUCCUCCGCCGUGAUCGCCGGAAAGCCCCUUCCCACCCCGAAUCUCAACAUGGACUCACAACGACCGAUCCUCGCGGAAGGUAUGGCGCAUUGUCAGACUCGGACAGUUCGAGGGAGAGUGCGCCGUGGCUGGAUGCAGAUGAAGAAGAAGAGGGGGAGGAUACACCUAGAUUGCUUGCGAGUCUCGAUAAGAGAUAUUAG
This is a messenger RNA of Cryptococcus amylolentus CBS 6039, 1638 nucleotides long. RefSeq lists its product as hypothetical. Gene Ontology annotation, biological process: transmembrane transport. Gene Ontology annotation, cellular component: membrane. Bases 1 to 1638 code for a protein of 545 amino acids. The transcript has 10 exons. Gene Ontology annotation, molecular function: transmembrane transporter activity. The record is from RefSeq and is a predicted model, not a curated record. NCBI's taxonomy places the organism in Eukaryota, Fungi, Basidiomycota, Tremellomycetes, Tremellales, Cryptococcaceae.